GUUUUCUUUGUGUGGCAGUAGUGAGCUGACGUCAGGUCGGUUCCUUGAAGUGGAGCUGAAUAAACCUUGAGAAGAGUCUCCUUCAAUCUGCUGUUAGUAACUAACACACACACUCACACACACCGAGACUCAAUUACUGCCCAAUUCCCUUCUUUAUCAUUCGUCCCCGACCUCUUUCAUAACCAAAGAGGGGGAGAAAAAAGCGAGAAGAAGACGGAGCCGAAGUGUUAUUUGAACUAAAAACGCUGGAAAUAAGUGUAAAGUGUCGAAACUAAAAAAAAGGUGUUGCAGCAGUUAUGUCAAAGAGUUGAAGACAUCUCUAACAAUAUGGAGUCUGGAGAGCGGCUGGCCUCCCCUGCGCCCACCCUGUCUGCUGCUCGCACCUCCUCCCCUGUGGCCUCUUCUUCCUCCUCCUCCUCCUCCUCCUCCUCUUCCUCUUCGUCAUCGCCCGCUCCCCACUCUAAGAGCAGCCUGGCCCCGAGCCCCUCAGCUCUGGGAUCCACCCUCAGCACCUCUGGCCGUUUGUUUGGAGCAGCAGGAGAGCAGCCCUUCAUCGGCUCCACAUUGUCAAGUGCCUUCCCUCUGGUUAACCACCCAGCCUUCGGAGCCCUCUACUCUGCCGGAGCUGGCAGGCCUGAGUUUGGGGGCCUGGGCUCCCUAGGCAUGUCAGCUGCUCUGGCCGCCCACCCACAGUUAGGAGCCCUUUCUGAGUGGUGGCGAGCUGCUGAAGCCCACGGACGGGGAGCUGCUGCCUUUCUCCCCUCUUUCAUCGGCUUUCCUCCGUUCUUUGCCCCUCACAUUCAGCCCAAUCACAACGUUAGUCCUGUUCAGCUCAGGAUGCCCGGCAAGAAUAGCCAUUCCCCGGCUAAAGGGGUGAAUGGUGCAGUGAAUGGCAGCGGGGUCUGUCCUCCUACCACACAAUCAGGCAGUUUUUCUGCAAACCCGGCUCCCGUUCAGGCAUCAAAAAAGCCCACCAAAAACUCCGACCCCUCUAAUAGCCACCGUAGCAGCCCUCCGAACAAUCCAGCAGAGUUGGUGGAAAAGACAAUUCAGAAGCCUAAAGAGAAGAAGCCACGGAAGAAGCCGGCUGACACUUCUUUGGCGAGUGAAUCAGGCACAUCCUCAGACAGCUCAAGUGACGGGUCCCUCAGCAGUGAUCUGGAAGACCUGGCAGAGGAUGACGAAGACGACGAUGACGACGACGAGGAUGACGAAGAGGAGGACAAACAGAGUGAACUAUCAGACUCUGACAAGAAGUCAAAGAAGAAAACAAAGGUUAUGUUAUCUAGCACUGGAACCGCAAAGGCGGACAGGUCACACUCUGAGGACAAGAAAGACACCGGGAAGGUCCCAUCCAACCCCCCGAACCUCGUGCCCUUACCCUGCUCUGCCUCCCCUCCAGCCUUGUCCCAGACAUCGCCACUGCCCCAUCACAGCUCCAGGUCCCGGACGGAGGGGCCGCAGCAACACUUCAGUGUGAUCCAGUCCACUGGCCUGGCCGCCAACUCAAAGCCCCUGGCACUCCUCGGCGCUCAACCCCACAGGGAGUCUUCACCAUCUUCCUCCCCCAUAGCCCUCACCACAUCUCCGAAGGCAAUCUCCAGCACUGCCUCCCCGAAACCUCCCAAACUGCUGCCCUCAUCUUCCCCCCAACACCUGCCCCUCUCCCUCUGCUCCUCCCCCAAGCCUCUCUCGGUCCCUUCUCCACCCCGCUCCACCCUCCCGCUGUCUACCUCCCCGAAAUCUCAUGGUUUGACCCCCUCUUUAACAAGCCCGCAGAAGUCCUCGUUGAAGCCACCAAAGCGCGCUGCUCCUGGCACCACCAAAUCCAACAAAAGGAAACUGCUGGAAGCUUCACUUGCGCAGAUCAAUGAGUUCAGGCUCAAACAGACUCUCAUGUCCCAAGGGCAGACGUUCCCAGCUGAGCGAAAGAAGCAGCAGCAGGGGCCAAACAAAUCUCCCAAAAGGACAUCUCUGUCUUCAUCGCCAUUGCCACCCGUUCCGCCUCCUCCACCCCAGAACAAUCACUCCAACCUCUUCCUCUCGAGUGCCCUGCUGGGUCUCCCUGAACCCCAUCACCCAAAUGGAGUCAUCCAAAGCACCACUCAGGACGCACCUUUGGCCCUCAUCACCAAACCUCGCAAAGACUCUGCCUCUCAAGGCAAGUCCCCUCAGCGCGACUCAGAUGCUGGGUCGAUGCCUGUCAAUCUGAGCACAGGGGCAAGUAGGACCCAGGCUGGGUCCCCGUCGCAGCCCCCGACUACCUCACCCCAUGGGACAGGCCAUGGAUCCAGAAAGAACAAGACCUCGAAGGGUAAAGGACAGACACCGGGGCCGGGGCAGGGACAGGGACAGGGACAAGGACAAGGACAGGGACAGGGACAAGGACAGGGACAGGGACAGGGACAAGGACAAGCAGACCCUUCAGCUGACUGGAAGGGCUUCUCUCAGAACCACCUGGUACAGUCUCUAGUAGAUUUGUUUCGGGGAGGAGCUCCCGGGAUUGGGAUUCCUGGAGUGAGCAUCCCUGGAGUCGGUAUUCCUGGAGUGGGGAUCCCCGGGAUGUGUAACCCCACAGCUGGUCUCCCAGCCAACAAGGAAUCCGACGAUUCAGGGGACGACGACGAUGAUGAGGAUGACGACCUUGAGGAGGAGGAGGAGGAGGAUGAAGAGGACACAGAUGAUAGUCUGUCAGAGUCUGACAGCAACUCAGACAGCGACGUCUCCGGGAAGAAAGUGAAGGAGUUAAAGCUGCUGCCGUCUGGAUCAUCUAAGAAGGAGAUGACUUCCCGCAGGCUAACCAAAGGCCCAGAACUACUGAACACCUCAACCAAUCACACCGCCACCAGCUGCUCUCCUCUAAACCUACAGGUCAUCAAGACUCCCACCAUCGCCACCAGCUCCAGUGCCUUGGCCUAUCACAGCACUCCAGGCUCUUCUUCUUAUAGCCUCGCCUCUCCAUUAGGCUUAGGGAAGAGGAAGAGGGUGACGGAUGAGAAGGAGUUGAUGAUACCUCUGGAGUUGGGGUGGCGAAGAGAAACGAGAAUCAAAUCAGUGGCCGGACGGCCGCACGGCGAGGUGGCCUACUAUGCCCCCUGUGGCAAGAAACUGAGGCAAUACCCAGAUGUGAUGAAGUAUCUAUCCAGAAAUGGAAUAAGUGGCAUCGCGCGUGAUAAUUUUAGCUUCAGUGCAAAGAUAAGGGUUGGUGACUUCUAUGAAGCCAGAGAAGGACCCCAGGGUUUACAGUGGAGCCUGUUGAAGGAAGAGGAGGUCAUUCCUCGUAUUUUGGCGAUGGAAGGACGCAGGGGUCGUCCCCCGAAUUCCGAGCGUCAGUUAGCGGGCGAAAGUGCCAAAGGUAACCGACGAAGGAAGGGGCGACCCCCUAAUGUGGGCGAUCCACUGGCGCCCGAGGGUCCAAGUCCCAGUGAGGUCAAACUGCUGCGCAAACUAGAGGCUCAAGAAAUAGCCAGACAGGCCGCCCAGAUGAAGCUUAUGAGAAAACUGGAAAAGCAAGCACUGGCGCGUGCAGCCAAGGAAGCUCGGAAACAGCAAGCUAUCAUGGCAGCUGAGGAGCGGAGGAAGCAGAAAGAGCAGAUCAAGAUCCUCAAGCAGCAGGAAAAGAUCAAGCGUAUUCAGCAGAUUCGAAUGGAGAAGGAACUCAGAGCGCAGCAAAUUUUGGAGGCCAAACGGAGGAAGAAAGAGGAAGCCGCCAACGCCAAAAUACUAGAAGCUGAAAAACGAAUAAAGGAGAAAGAGUUGAGGAGACAGCAGGCGGAGAUCCUCAAACACCAGGAGUUGGAGAGGCAUAGACUAGAUAUGGUAUGGGAGAGGGAAAGGAGGCGGCAACAUGUAAUGCUGAUGAAGGCGGUUGAGGCUCGCAAGAAAGCAGAGGAGCGUGAACGCUUGCGGCAGGAGAAAAGGGAUGAGAAGCGCUUGAACAAAGAGCGUAAACUGGAGCAACGGAGGCUGGAGCUGGAGAUAGCGAGGGAACUGAAGAAGCCAAAUGAAGAUAUGUGUCUGUCUGAUCAUAAGGCUCUUCCUGAUUUCUCCCGGAUCCCCGGACUCAUCCUGCCGGGACGUGCCGUGUCGGAUUGCCUGAUGCUGAUGCAGUUCUUGCGAGGCUUCGGGAAGGUUCUGGGCCUCGAUUUGAAUGCCGACGUGCCCACCCUGGGUAUGCUGCAGGAGGGCUUGCUCAAUGUGGGCGACAGCAUGGGCCAGGUUCAGGACCUUCUGGUCAAAUUGCUCUCUCUGGCAGUCUGUGAUCCCGGUCUACCACCUGGACAAAAGACAAAAACAAUGCUGGGAGACCACCUGACCAACGUUGGCAUCAACAGGGAUAACGUCUCUGAGGUGCUGCAGAUGUACAUGGGAGCCCAUUGUGCCAAUACAGAACUGGCUCCUCUGGCCCUCAGUCUGAAGACCAAGGCUUUUCAGGCUCACUCGCCUGCCCAGAAGGCCUCAAUCCUGGGUUUCUUGGCUAACGAACUGGCCUGCAGCAAAGCUGUUAUCAGUGAGAUCGACAAGAACUUGGAUCAGAUGGCAAACAUGAGGAAGGACAAGAUCAUCAUGGAGGGAAAACUGAAGAAGUUGAGGACCAUUUAUGCCAAACGAACUGGGAGGAGGGAGGCCAGUAUGGGCGUGGAAGAAAACCAGUCAGUGGGCACCCCGUCCUCAGCCACCAAACGCAAGAGGAAACUGGCGGCUGACAGUGAAGACGACGACGAAGAUGACGAAGACAGCGAUGACCCUGCAGAGGACGACGAAGAGGAGGAGGAGGAAGAGAUGAAAAAGGUUAAAAAAGUGGAGACAUAUGAUGAGGAUGAUGUUGACCAAGCCACCAGUAUUGAAGAGCUGGAGAAACAAAUUGAGAAAUUAGCCAAGCAACAUCACCAGACCAGAAGAAAGCUGUUUGAGAUCUCCCAUUCUCUGCGCUCCAUGAUGUAUGGACAGGACCGCUACCGCCGCCGGUACUGGGUGCUUCCCCACUGUGGGGGGGUCUUCAUUGAAGCCAUGGAGAGCGGAGAAGCUCCAGAGGAACUGGAAGAGGAGCGACAGAGAAGGAGGAGAGCCGCAGAGGAGGUUAAGGUCAAAGAAGAACCUCAGGAGAUCGAAUUGCAGAAGGAGAAACCCUCCGGCCUCGAUGGGCCGGGCAUUCGAACGCAAGGCUUGGAGAUACAGAAAGAGGAGGAAAAGGAGCACGAGGGGAAGAUAGACUCCCCAGCUGUCUUCUACCAGCAACCAGGCUGUGUUUCCAAACUGUGCACACUCCGCGAUGUCAGCAAGGACGUUGGCAAAGAAUCUGUGAAGGCAGAGGACAAGGAGAGUCCCCACGUGAGACAAAACGGCAGUCCCGUGGGCUCUCCCACUGUCACAACCACAGCAACGCCAUCCUCCCCCCUUCUCAAUACCCCAGAGCCGGCGGCAGCAACAACUCCCUCCAUGGUGACCACUAAUGACACUACAAACAUCCCUCCCCCAGCCUCCGCCUCUUUAUCUGUCCCGUGCCUGCCAGCUCCUCGCGAAAGCCCAGGGAACACUCCCCCAGCCUCGUCGCCCGCCCCGUCUCCUCACCUCUCAUUCCAAGCCAACGACCAGCUGCUCAGAGUCCUGACGGAGAGGAGCGGACACUGGUUCAGUCUGCUCCCUCGCAACCCCUGUGACCUCACCUCCCUCACCACGACUCCUCCAGGAGCGCCUCGCGUGUCCCCUCAGGCAACCUCCACCCCGGGCCGACCCAGAUCCCCACCUCCGUCCCCUGCCCUUCCUCUCACCCCUUCCGCUGCCUCGGCCUCAGCCAGCCCGCACCACCCGGCCGGCCUCCUAAACUACCCAUUAUCUGCCCUGCAGGUGAAGUCAGGUGGUUCAUUGCUAGGAGUUUCUUUCGGGAGUUGGCCCAGUGGUAUGAUAAGUCCCAGCCUGCCUCUGUGCAGCAGCCCCAGCCCCGUGCCGGGUCAUUCUCUAGAGGGGAACACGGCGGCGAGUGUCUCCAGUAAGAGCGAAUCACCUUUACCUCGCAUUGAGAAAACCUCCUCCAUGCCCUCUCCCGCCUUGGAGAUGCCCAAAUCCCUCGAUCACGCCAUACCUCGGCCCAUCCCGGAGGAGAUGCUGACAGGUUGGUGGCGGGUGUCUGACAUUGAAGAGCUGAGAGCUCUGGCCAAUGCUCUCCACAGCCGAGGAAUGAGAGAGAAGGUCCUCCAGAGGCAGAUGCAGAAAUACAUGGAGAUCAUCCCCCAGGUCUGCACCAAACACAAAGAUGUGGCCAUGAUCGAGCUCCGUGAGCUGGAGGAGAGCCAGGUCAGCGUGGAGUCGGUGCGGGGCUGGUGCGUUGAGGAGCAGGCGAUGGAAAUGGACAUUGCUGUGCUGCAGCAGGUUGAGGAACUGGAGAGGAAGGUCACUGCAGCCAGCCUGCAAGUCAAGGGCUGGACGUAUCCGGACCCUCAGUCCGAACGGGAGGACCUUGUGUAUUAUGAGCACAAACCCCCGACCAAAUCAACGCCAGCAUCAGCAAAUGCAGGAGACAAGGAGUCCAAGGACCAUCCGGAGGAGCGGGGGGAGAAGGGCGGGGUGAUGCGUCACCCGGACAACCCGCUGGACAUAGCAGUGACACGUCUGGCCGAUCUGGAGCGCAACAUCGAGAGAAGGUACCUGAGGAGCCCCUUAGGUACCACCAUUCAGAUCAGGCUGGAUAAUGUGGGUACGGUCACUGUCCCUGCCCCCGCCCCAUCCACUAGUGCUGACAGGGAAGGCGGCGAGGAGGAGGUGGCCCACGGCAUGAAGGUUUGGAGGAAGGCCCUGAGCGAGGUGCGCAGCGCUGCCCAGUUGGCCAUGUGUAUCCAGCAGCUGCAGAAGUCCAUCGCCUGGGAGAGGUCCAUCAUGAAAGUGUACUGUCAGAUUUGUAAGAAGGGGGAUAACGAGGACCUCCUCCUGCUGUGUGAUGGUUGUGACAAAGGCUGCCACACUUACUGUCACAAACCCAAGAUCACCAGCAUCCCAGAAGGAGACUGGUACUGCCCAGCCUGCAUAUCCAAGGCAAGUGGUCCGUCCCCAAAAAGCAAGAAGCCUCCCACCAAACCGGUAGCAACAAGUGGAGGGAGCGCUAAGAAAGGCGCAGAGGCGAAGAAGAACGGGAAGCAGCAGGCGGGUAAUGGCGAGGUAUCAGAGGACGACUCUGCCAGCGCCAGCAGCACGCCCAAGAAGGGAGCGAAAGACGCCAACAGGAAAAGGAAGGCAGAGGAAAGUUCACCUGCUCUGAUAGUGGCCAAUCAGGAAAGCCCUGCGUGUGUGAAGCGAGCCAAGACAGCUCGAGACAACAACAGGGACCUGGGGUUGUGCAGAGUACUCCUCGCUGAGUUGGAACGGCAUCAGGAUGCAUGGCCCUUCCUCACACCUGUCAACCUGAAAUCAGUCCCUGGCUACAGGAAGGUCAUCAAGAAACCGAUGGACUUCUCCACCAUACGUGAGAAGCUUGUGAGCAGCCAAUAUCAAAACCUGGAGACUUUCAUCAUUGACGUCAACCUGGUCUUUGACAAUUGCGAGAAAUUCAAUGAAGACAAUUCAGACAUUGGCCGAGCCGGCCAUAACAUGAGGAAGUUCUUCGAGAAGCGCUGGACUGAGCUUCUGAAACAAACAAACUAAAACAAAAAAAAAAAAAUCUGUUCAGACUCUCCCCAUAAACCCAUUCAACUUUUCAUCAUGGCGCACCAGGUUUUGAUUUCAUUUUUACUUUCUGAUGGAGAUUGUGGCUUUGCGGAAUUGAAGAAUAAGAAGAAGAAGAAGGAGUCAAUUCGUCACUAAGGAAGUUGUGGUGUGCUUAAGAGAGAUGUCACCUUGGGAAAAAAAAAAAAAAAAAGUUGUUACAUGAGGUGCGCUGGAUUUAUUACAACAGGGAUAAAAGCCCCAAAGAGUCCCAGAGAAAUGGGGUGUCAUAGUGCAAUACCAUUCCCUGUCUCAGAACACUGCACUGAAUGAAUCCUCAAAUGUCACUGAUGUGUCUGCUCUAGAAUACUUUCCACUACUUGUAAAUAGUCUUUUGUUAUUUAAUCGUAUUAUAGUGAAUGUAUUUAAUUUUGUAAUAAUUAUUUAUGAAUCAAGGUCCACUUCAUUUUCUAUGAAAAGGAGGAAUCAGCAGAACUGCUUUGAAUUAAAAAAAAAAAAGGAAUGUGUCUUUGUGUUAUAAUUUUUUUCUUUUCCUCCCAAAUAUCAAACAAAGCCAAGAAAAAAAAAAAAACCUGUUUACACUGUUCAGAGGCAUCAGAGGACUGUAUUCAUUUGUUCAAACUGUAAAACUGCAUUUAUUUACAGGAACAGCAGAGAAACAGUUAAGACAUUGGUGAUUCAUGUGUAUAUACUGUUUAUUAAUGUCAAUAUUAUGUCUUGUUUGGAACGACGUGUAAAAAUUGUUUAAGAAUAUUAAGAUAUUGUUUAUGCCUUAGAAUGAUUGUAGCAUUCUAUUUUAGUGAACGUGAUGAAAACAUUAUCAUAAAUAUUGUUUGUACAGUAUAUACAUAUCCUCUGCAAACACUGUGGUAUCCUUAAUCUUGGUAGUGCCUACCCUUCCAACAGGGGCAUGUAGGGGAUGUUAUUGUUUUUAGUUUUCAUUCUUACGACAAUUAUUUUUUUAUAUGAUUUCCAAUCCAACAAGGCCUCCAGAGUUGGACAGUGACAUAGAAAUCAUUCCUCAAGACCGCAGAGAAAAAAAAGGAACAACGAGCAUUCAGUUAUGCUUCCAUAAUGCAUUUCCUCGUAAUCUGCCACAAUACAGAGGACCUAAGGCCAUUUGUAACCACUGUGUUGAACCUUGCUGUGUGUUGUGGCCUGAUGGAGGCAGCUAGAUUUUUUUGUACCCAAGUCAAAAGUACUUGAAGUUACUUUAUUUAAGAUAUUGUGGAAUAAAAGUAUCAUUCUUUUGUAGGAGCUUUAUUUUUCACUAGUGUGUGGCACGGACCUAUUAAAAGGAUGUUUUUCAACGUA
Molecule: messenger RNA, 8970 nt
Organism: Mugil cephalus (flathead mullet)
Lineage: Eukaryota; Metazoa; Chordata; Actinopteri; Mugiliformes; Mugilidae
Gene: baz2ba
Product: bromodomain adjacent to zinc finger domain, 2Ba
Exons: 38
Coding region: 328-7635 (2435 amino acids)
Molecular function (GO): protein binding; DNA binding
Source: RefSeq, a predicted model, not a curated record